Molecule: messenger RNA, 974 nt
Organism: Aphanomyces astaci
Lineage: Eukaryota; Oomycota; Saprolegniomycetes; Saprolegniales; Verrucalvaceae
Exons: 7
Coding region: 16-939 (307 amino acids)
Source: RefSeq, a predicted model, not a curated record
CUCCAAUAAUCAACCAUGAUGUGGACGUCGUUACUUGGCGGUCGCAGCAGAUACCGACUAGCGAGUUCGUUUACUCGUCACGUUAGCAACCUUGCGCAUGUCGUGAUCAAAGCGGAAGGAGCGACUCCAACCAAGUCCGUGGUCGUCUUGCACGGCAUUCUCGGUAACAAAGGCAAUUGGGCUACGUUUUCUCGACGCAUUGUGACCGCGUUUCCACAGUACCAAGUCAUCGGCGUGGAUCAUCGAGCCCACGGCGACAGUCCGUCCAAGUCCCCACCGCAUCAUCUGCAUGCGUGCGCGCAAGACGUCAUUGACUUGCUAGAGUCGCUGCAUGUGACCCCGGACGUUGUCGUGGGCCAUUCGUUUGGGGGCAAAGUCGCCUUGACAUACUUGGACGCAUGUCAACGGCAAAGUCGACCGGUGCCCCGUCACACGUGGGUGUUGGAUGCGUUGCCAGGUUGUGCCCAAAGCGACUACGCCACCCGAACGCAAGACGCGACGUUCAACUCGACGGACGUAGUCCUCCCCAAGCUCAUGGAGGUGCCGAUGCCGAUCGCGACCAAGAAGGAACUAGUGGCGACUCUAGAAGCCAAGGGCUUUGAUAUUGGCCAGGCGCAGUGGAUGACGACCAACUUGAAGCCGUUGGGGGACGGAUUUGUGUGGAAGAUGGACCUCCCCGUCGUCGCAUUGUUGUUCAAGGCGUUCCUGGCCACAGACUGCUGGCCCAUCUUGGAGCACCCGCCCCCCAACACCCACAUCCACGUCGUGCGUGCCGAACUCAACAAGUUCUGGACCCGCGACGUGAUCCGUCGAUUUGACACUGUAGCCACGCAAACACACCACAGAGUGCAUUUGCACUUGCUCGAGAAAGCCGACCAUUGGGUCCAUGUGGACAACCCCCAAGGACUGUUUGCAAUCAUGCAGCGCAGCUUUAAAUAAGCGCCAUAAUAUACGGAUAUACUUCGUCUGUUCCA